Molecule: messenger RNA, 965 nt
Organism: Enterobius vermicularis (human pinworm)
Lineage: Eukaryota; Metazoa; Nematoda; Chromadorea; Rhabditida; Oxyuridae
Source: the annotation of a GenBank genome assembly
GAGUCAGCAACAUACACUGACGAUGGGAUCCAUAUUAAUCGUGAAGAUGCAAAAAUACCGUGGAGCGGUUAUCUCGGAACUGAAGUUAUCCACUUUGCAGGUCUUAGGGUCUGGAAACAAAAAUUUGGUCUUGCAACAUACGUUGGAUAUCCUUUUAGAGACUAUCCAAUGGACGGUAUCAUGGGUUUAGCAUGGCCAAGUAUUGGAAUGCAAAAUGUUACUUCGAUUAUACAAAAUAUCUUACCAGAUUUGGGCAGUUCAAUUUUUACUGUUUGGAUGGACCGACAGUGUAGUUCAAGAAACGCCUUUAGUUAUCAUGAACCAUCGGAAGGCGAAAAUAGUGGCUUGAUUACAUUUGGUGGUUUGGAUUAUUUGCACUGCAGUGAUGAAACUGUUUACGUUCCUCUUUCUUCUUUAGGAUACUGGCAAUUCACAAUUGAUGGCUUCAUGAUUGGAACUUAUGCGAUUAUUGCAAGACAAGAAGCUAUCUCUGACACGAGUAGAUCAUGGAUCUACGGCCCGAGCGCAGCUAUUACAACAAUUGCUGAAAAGGCUGGAGGCUGGUAUAACUCGAAAUAUGAACUGUACGUUAUCCGGUGCACCGAAAUUUACAAUGAUUUACCUUUUUCCUUCAUCAUCGAUGGCCGUCUGUACUCAAUUCCAUCCCGUGAAUACAUACUAGAUUUAGGGUAUGGAAAAGGUGUCUGCGUUUUGGCUUUCGUUGAGGUAAGUUCCAAUGGUUUUGGUCCAUCGUGGGCACUUGGUGCUACUUUUAUCAGGACCUAUUGCAAUAUCUACGAUAUUGGUACUAGACGAAUUGGGUUCCAGAGAGCUAUUCAUUCCGCUCCUCAUGAUUACUCCUGUUCAUUCUACCCCUGUUCAUUCGGAUUAUUCAAACAACAAAGGGAAUACAAAAUUGAGUAUAAACAGCAGGUACAAAAUUUUCGAACAACGCUACGUUAAAA